Molecule: messenger RNA, 786 nt
Organism: Tigriopus californicus
Lineage: Eukaryota; Metazoa; Arthropoda; Copepoda; Harpacticoida; Harpacticidae
Exons: 4
Coding region: 1-786 (261 amino acids)
Cellular component (GO): extracellular region
Molecular function (GO): peptidase inhibitor activity
Source: RefSeq, a predicted model, not a curated record
AUGUGGUUGACAAGUGUGUUGGUUUUGACUUUGUCUUAUUCAAGCCUGGCUUCGGGAAAGAUUUCAGACGUUGCUCUUCGGCAAUCGGAUCGCGGAGGACGUGGGGAGCGGGGUUCGAGCCCCGCCCUCGAGCAUCAUCGUGGACGACCCGAGCCUCAAUCGACAAGAGGAGGAAAGGCACAACCUGAAGGCAGAACCAUUGGGGUGAUUGCAGAUUUUUUCCUCUCCGCCCAUUGCUUGCUCACUGAUUGCGAGAAGAGCUCCAAGCGAGCUGAGUAUUGUUGUUCACGCUCCCUCAAUCCAGAUUGUUGCUCAAGGUCAUCAAAUUCGAUCUAUGAUUACUACCACCAGCAUCAACAUUACCACAAUCCUGGAUAUCCUGCCAUCCCUGGAUCUUAUCCCGGAUCCUAUCCUCCUUAUCAGCAGCAAUACCCUCAGUACCCUCAAUAUCCACCAGGAUCCCCGCAGCUCCCUCCAAAGUACCCAUCUGCUCCAUAUCCAGGCUAUAACCCUUACAAUCCCAUAAGUCCAGUGUCGCCAACUUAUCCACAGGGGAUUCAAAAGCCUGGAUCCUGUCCCAGGAACUCCAGAUCGGAUUGGCAGUCGGACUACCACCAUCAAAGCACCUACAGUUCGAAAACAUCCAGCGUGGCCGGGAAUUACAUUCGGUCUUGUUCGUACGACUUUGAGUGUCCGAAUCAAGAGAAGUGCUGCCACACCGAGCUUCAUCGCGGCAUUUUCACCAUGAACUGUCAAUAUCCUAUACGAUCCUCUUACUAUUAUUGA